AUGCCGGCGCCGGCGCCGGCGCCGCCUCCGUCGCCGCUGCUGCCGCCUGCGGGGGAGCCGUUCCGCGUGUUCGUGGGGUACGACCCGCGUGAGCACGAGGCGUACGAGGUGUGCCGCCGCAGCCUGCUCCGGCGCUCGUCGAUCCCGCUGGACGUGCGCCCGAUCCGGCAGGCGGAGCUCCGCGCCGCGGGGCUCUACACCCGGGCGCGCGGCCCCACGGAGAGCACCGAGUUCUCCUUCACGCGCUUCCUCACCCCGUACCUCGCGGGCUACCGCGGCUGGGCGCUCUUCGUCGACUGCGACUUCCUCUACCUCGCCGACCUCGCCGAACUCCUCGCCGCCGCCGUCCCGCCCGGCUCUGCCGACGCCGCCGACCGCAUCGCCGUCGCCUGCGUCAAGCACGAGUACCAGCCCGCCGAGGCCACCAAGAUGGACGGCGCCAUCCAGACGGUGUACCCGCGCAAGAACUGGUCCUCCAUGGUGCUCUACAACUGCGCCCACCCCAAGAACGUGGCCGCGCUCACCCCGGAGGCCGUCAGCACCCAGACCGGCGCCUUCCUCCACCGCUUCGCCUGGCUCGACGGCGACGAGAUCGGGGAGGUGCCAUUCGCCUGGAACUUCCUCGUCGGCCACAACCGGGUCAACCCCGCCGACCCGGCCACGCGCCCCAGGGCCAUCCACUACACCUCCGGCGGGCCGUGGUUCGAGCGCUACAGGGACUGCGAGUUCGCCGACCUCUGGCUCAAGGAGGCCGAGGAGCUCAGGGCCGAGAAGGACAAGCUCAAGCUCCUCAAGGACAGGGACGACGCCGACGUCAAGCAAGAGGAGGAGGCGGCGCAGGAGAAGGGGAAGUGA
Miscanthus lutarioriparius is the source of this 855-nucleotide messenger RNA. NCBI's taxonomy places the organism in Eukaryota, Viridiplantae, Streptophyta, Magnoliopsida, Poales, Poaceae. The record is from the annotation of a GenBank genome assembly.